AUGGCCCAGAAGCAAAGAGCGAACCAGGCCAUCACCCUCAAGGGGUCCACUGCCAUCGUCACAGAAUUCUUCAACUAUAGCAUCAACAGCAUUCUUUACCAGCGAGGCGUCUAUCCUUCCGACGAGUUCAAGAUCGUCAAGAAGUACGGUCUCCCGAUGCUCAUGUUGACAAACGAAGAAGUCCAGGAGUACAUCUCGACUAUCCUUACCCAAGUUCAUGAAUGGAUCCUUACAUCUUCCAUUACCCGCCUAGUCCUCGCCAUCAAAUCAGCCGACACAGGUGAGACCGCGGAGCGCUGGCAAUUCGACCUCUAUACCGACGAGUCGGCCCUCGACCCUUUACCCGGCGGCCCGAAAGCAACUGCCAAGGGAGAGAAGAAGAAGGACAAGACCGAAAAGGAGGUGCAAGGGGAAAUCAGGGAGAUCAUCAAGCAAAUUACUUCGACUGUCACGUUCCUGCCCAUGCCGGAAGGCGAGUACACAUUCAACAUUCUGGCCUACCACGAUGGGUCAUCUGAAGCCAUUCCGGCUACCUGGGAUGACGCCGACCCGCAUCUUAUCGACCAAGGCAAGGUCGAGCAAGUUAGACUGAGGAGUUUCAGCACCAAUGUCCACAACCUUGAGGCGUUGGUGUCCUAUCGGAUGGACUAG
Molecule: messenger RNA, 651 nt
Organism: Cryptococcus wingfieldii CBS 7118
Lineage: Eukaryota; Fungi; Basidiomycota; Tremellomycetes; Tremellales; Cryptococcaceae
Product: mitotic spindle assembly checkpoint protein MAD2
Exons: 6
Coding region: 1-651 (216 amino acids)
Biological process (GO): mitotic spindle assembly checkpoint signaling
Cellular component (GO): kinetochore; cytoplasm; nucleoplasm
Source: RefSeq, a predicted model, not a curated record